AAGAAAGCACUCUCGUGGUGGAGAACCAAUGGCGCGCGGCGCCACAAGAUCCAUCGCUGACCGUAAUCGCCACACUCACUAUUUCCGGAAUCGCUUUCCUCGAUAUUAUAUCAGAUAAGAAUGUUCGGGAGGAGCAAAACCUCAAUCCUUCGCUGGCAGUCAUUCAAAAUGAAGUUCUAGAGUAGCGAUAGAGCCGAGUUAUCCAGUUCUCUCGGUUCGUGCGGAGUUUGUAAAGGCUUCCUUAUCUUGCAUCUGGGUUGUCUUUUCUUGUUUGAUUUCCAAUUUUAGACAACAUGCUUCCCGUCUGCUCCGCUGCGCCUUGCUGUUCUUCAUUUCAUCAUAUAACUUAUGUAGGCAGCAGAAUGCUUUACCAAUUGAGGAAACUUGGUGAAGAUAGGUUCUUCAUUGAUGAAAGGCAAGGCUUUUAUGCCCAUGACGAUAAUCGUAUUCCAGAUAUGUCUUUCAAAACAAAGGCUACAAAAUUCAUAUAUUCUCCUGUUGAGGAAGCACCUGACUUAUCAGCUUUCCAGGAUCCUUCUACUUUUCCUCCAUACCCAGAUAGUUUUGAUGAUAUAGCACGGGGUUUUCCAAAUGAAAGUAUUGAUGAGCAUGAAAACUGGGCUUGCUUAGCAAAUGAGAUAAGCAGGUCAUGCCCUCUGGCUGAUGAUCUAAAAUAUGUGGCAGAUUCAGAUAUGCUAGGAUCUUAUAUUCUAAAUCAUGAACUAGAAGGUGAAUAUCUAAAUGGAAUAAACCAUGGAAGCACCUCCUUGGAAGCUCUGGCAUCACAAAAUAUCGAUCUAUCAACUGUUACUGAUGCAGAAGUUGAUAAGGUUGCUGAAGUUCCUGAUUUAUUUGAUCAAAACCUGAAUGGAUUAUCAAAUUUGGCCUCUGAUGCUGCAACGGAUACUUUGCCUGGGAGCCCAGUGAUGGUUCCUGAUAUGCCAGAGGUGGUUUCUAAGGAAUCCUUAUAUCUAAAGGAGAAUAUUGGGAGUUUCUUCUCUGGAAUUGAGGAAUCUGUGGACAAACUGCUAAAUAGAGUUGAAGACUCUCUGACGACAACACUCAAUGCAUGGAAGUUAUCACUGUCAGAUACGGUGAACGGUGUCACAAAAACUUAUGAUGGUAUAGGAAGUAGCUUAUUUUCUUCUAUUGAUGAUACCAAGGGACAAGCCAGUGAUAAAUUGGCCAGGUUCUCAAUCAAAUUGGGAGAAAAUAUCUCCAAGGCAGGUGCUGUAGUUCUUGACAGUCUACGAUGGAUAAUCAUUGGUGUAGAGGAUGGUAUCUCAAAUGGUGUAACAUUUGUUCUUUAUGCUUACGCAUCUGCAAAGACAUUCCUUCCACUAGAUAUAAGAAAUGCAUUAAACAUCUUUGAAGAUGAUGUUACCCAAAGCCUAAGUCCAAUUGGGGCCGCUUUUCAGAAGGUCAUCGAAGAAAUUGAGAGAAAUCUUGGCUUAGACCCUAAUGAUCCAUUAGUUCCAUUCUUAUUGUUGAUUGGGACUACAACCACUAUAGGAAUAUCAUACUGGCUCUACAGAUAUGAUGGGUACUCUUUAUCUCCUGAAAGAACUUCAGAGCUUCUUAAGAAUGAUAAAAAUGUUUUGCUUGUCGAUGUCCGGCCCGAGGCUUUAAAAGAAAGAGAUGGUAUUCCUGAUCUUCGGCGAGCAGCGAGGUCUAAAUAUGCAAGUAUAAAUCUCAUUGAGAUUGAUGAUUUAAUCAGAAAACUGCUAAAAGGGGGUAGAGAGGUUGACUAUGCCUUAAUUGCCGUGGUCAUACGAAAUUUCAAGAACAGUAAGAAAGGAACAAAGAUUGUUGUCAUGGAUUCUGAUGCUGGUAGAUCUAAAGCCAUAGCAAGAUCAUUAAAAAAACUUGGUGUGAAGGAACCUUAUUUUGUUGAAGGCGGAUUCCAAGCGUGGAUAAGAAAAGGACUCCGCAUUAAAGAACCUAGACCAGAAACUGCUCUUACUAUAUUGAAUGAGGAAGUGGAAGCAAUCCUUGAAGAUAUUAAACCAUCCCCAGUGCAAUUUAUUGGAUAUGGGCUGGGCACUAUUGUGGCCAUCUAUGCUUUUCUAGAGUGGGAGAAGACAUUGCAAAUUAUUGGUAUUGUCGGUCUUGGGCAGACUCUGUAUCGACGUGUUGCUUCAUACAAAGACUCUGAUGAUCUAAAACGAGAUGUGAGGCUGCUGCUAGCUCCAGUUACACUCGGAGUGGCCACCAUUUCCUGGAUCACAGGGAUUUUGGAGCCCAAAAUGCUUGGCCUGCCAACUUCUCCUUCGUCUACAGCAGUUCAAGAUAGGGUUCUUCAGGCUGCUGCAAAGCACGAAUCUCAACCAGCAGAUGCAGAGGAGAUCCAAGCGCAGGCGAGGGAAUCAUCAGACCAAGUAAAUGAACAGCUAGAUAUUUCUGAAGCAUGACGACCUUCUCUUGUAACUGAGCUUUUUUCUUUAAUGAUUUGUAAUUAAAGUUGCAAGUAAUAAGUUUUAGUCUUAUUAACAACAUCACUUGUAAGUGUUGCUAAUCUGAACAUAAAAAUUACAUCAUUCUUAGCCUUAUCUCCUCAAUUAUUUGUGCAGGUCUUUCA
This is a messenger RNA of Dendrobium catenatum, 2578 nucleotides long. RefSeq lists its product as uncharacterized. Gene Ontology annotation, biological process: regulation of stomatal closure; de-etiolation; cellular response to calcium ion. The transcript is spliced from 13 exons. NCBI's taxonomy places the organism in Eukaryota, Viridiplantae, Streptophyta, Magnoliopsida, Asparagales, Orchidaceae. The record is from RefSeq and is a predicted model, not a curated record. The coding region runs from base 294 to 2411 and encodes 705 amino acids.